AUGGGCAAGAUCGUUGCUGCUGUGGGCUUGUCCCACGCCCCAGGAGCCAUUGGUUUCCCGGAGACAGCCAAGCCAGACGCCAGAGAGCGCACAGAGAAGGCGACUUUGGAGUUGGGAAAGACUCUUACAGAAGCGAAGCCAGAUGUCAUCUUUGCCUUCCUCGACGAUCACUUUGAGAACUUCUACCGUAACCACAUGCCCACUAUUGCCGUGUCGAUAGCCGAUCACCACGUCGGUCCCGCCGACCAGUGGAUGGAGCCGCUACACAUCAAGGAGAAGACCUACUUCCCCGGCAACCCUCAGGUUGCUGAGCACCUUAUCAAGUCCCUCGUCGAGCAGGGGUUCGAUGUUUCCCGAACUGGAUCCAUCGAGUACGGCAACAACCUGCUCAUGCCUUGGGUGCUUAUGAAGGCAGACCUUCCCAACGUCUCUAUUGUUCCUAUCUUCCUCAACGUCUUCACACCGCCGUUGAUGAAGUACAGCCGAGCCUACGCGCUAGGUGAGGCAUGCCGCGUUGCCGCUGAGAGCUUGCCCGGUGACACCCGUGUGGCUUUCAUGUGCACCGGCGGUCUCUCCCACUGGCCUCCUUACUGGAACCCUUACCAGGCUGGAGACCCGCCUGAGGAUGACUUCCUCAAGCUGAUGAAGGAGUAUCAGACCGUCGGCAAGGAGGUUCUCAAGCGUGUGCCUGAUCUGUUCGUCCAGUUCGAUGAGUACGAGAUCAUCAUGGCGGAGAAGAACGAGUAUCCCCUCAACAGCAAGCAUCCACUUGUCAACGCUGAGUGGGAUCAGAAGUUCAUGGAUCACUUCUGCGGCGGCGACAGCAAGUGGCUCAAGGAGCUCACCUAUGAGGAGGUUGAGGAGGAGGCAGGACACGGAGGUCACGAGGUUCUGAACUGGGUCGCCCUCAGCGGUGCCAUGGGCGGCAGCAAAGCCGACCUUGUUCUAUACGAACCUGUAAUUGAGUGGAUCUGCGGAAUGACUUACGUCCAGUUCCCUGUCCCGGCAUGA
This is a messenger RNA of Phaeoacremonium minimum UCRPA7, 1011 nucleotides long. RefSeq names its product putative extradiol ring-cleavage dioxygenase class iii protein subunit b protein. The coding region runs from base 1 to 1011 and encodes 336 amino acids. The record is from RefSeq and is a predicted model, not a curated record. Gene Ontology annotation, molecular function: ferrous iron binding; oxidoreductase activity. The transcript is spliced from 2 exons. NCBI's taxonomy places the organism in Eukaryota, Fungi, Ascomycota, Sordariomycetes, Togniniales, Togniniaceae.